UAUGCCACAUUUUGAACACAACUAAAUCUACCUACCACCAUUUAUCCUUCUAUUGUCAAUUGUGAUACCAGUUGAGAAUUACAGCUACCAUUCCAACGUCAAAAUCGACAUCUCCUCCUUCCCUUCCUUGGACUCAACUGUCUUUCGCUUCUCUAAUCAUAAACUCACUCUACGCACUCUUUUCUUCCAUCACUUGCAUCUGGGCGUUGGACAUUCUUCCAAGCAAGUACGUAGUUGGUGUUUCCUUGAUUCAAACAUUUGAGGGUACAUCAUGGUAAUGGCUGCUGAAGCAUAUUACCAGGCUAUUGGCACUUUGCAAUCCCAUUCUUAUUUGAAUAAUUUUAAUCAUCAUCAAAAACUUCAGAACAAUUAUGUAAGAUUGGUGACAAAGGAUUCCGUCAGUAGUAAUGGCUUGUCGAGGAGAAGUAGCUCUGGCCAGAGGAAUUGUGGUGCAAUUCUAGCUUCACAAACAGCAGUGGUUGAUCCAGUGUUGUCCCCUUCAAGAAGCAACGCUGGUGACACUCACAAGAAAUCAAAUGAAGCAGCCUUAAUUCUUAUUCGGCAUGGUGAGUCAUCGUGGAAUGAAAAGAACUUAUUCACAGGUUGUGUUGAUGUUCCACUAAGCAAGAAGGGUAUAGAUGAGGCAAUUGAAGCUGGAAAAAGAAUUAGCAGCAUUCCUGUUGAUGUCAUAUUUACAUCAGCCUUGAUUCGUGCACAAAUGACAGCCAUGCUUGCCAUGACCCAGCACCGUCGAGGGAAGGUCCCUGUCAUUAUGCAUAAUGAAAGUGAACAAGCAAGGUCAUGGAGUCAAGUGUAUAGUGAAGAUACAAAAAAGCAGUCCAUUCCGGUCAUAGCAUCUUGGCAACUAAAUGAAAGAAUGUAUGGGGAACUGCAGGGUCUCAAUAAGCAAGAAACAGCAGACAGAUAUGGGAAAGAACAAGUCCAUGAGUGGCGACGAAGUUAUGACAUACCUCCUCCAAACGGUGAAAGUUUGGAAAUGUGUGCUCAAAGAGCAGUUGCCUAUUUCAGAGACCAAAUUGAACCUCAACUUUUAUCUGGAAAGAAUGUCAUGAUUUCAGCCCAUGGGAAUUCAUUGAGAUCCAUUAUCAUGUACCUUGAUAAAUUAACUUCACAAGAGGUCAUUAGUUUGGAGCUUUCAACUGGAAUUCCCAUGCUUUACAUUUUCAAAGAGGGCAGAUUCAUUAGGAGGGGGAGUCCCAUAGGACCUUCCGAAGCUGGAGUUUAUGCCUAUACUAGGCGUUUGGCUCUUUACAGGCAGAAGUUGGAUGAGAAGUUCCAAUGAUAUAAUGUUUAGGAAAUACAUUUACAGUCAAUCAAAAAUGUCACAGUUGAAUCACAAAGGGAAAGAUGUUUUCGAUGUUAGGUGUAGAGAAUAUGCACUUGUCCUAAAGCUAGGUUGUUUCCGAUGCGUGAUUACAGUUUUGUAUCAGUAUAUAUGGAGACGAACUCCCAUUUUUAUGUAUAUUUAUCUUAUAGGCGAGUGAUUGUUUCCAUGAACUCGUUGUUGAUGCAUGUUAUAAAUGUGGAAACGCUGUAACACUUGCAGUUCAGGUCCA
Molecule: messenger RNA, 1577 nt
Organism: Cajanus cajan (pigeon pea)
Lineage: Eukaryota; Viridiplantae; Streptophyta; Magnoliopsida; Fabales; Fabaceae
Product: 2,3-bisphosphoglycerate-dependent phosphoglycerate mutase 1
Biological process (GO): glycolytic process
Molecular function (GO): intramolecular phosphotransferase activity
Source: RefSeq, a predicted model, not a curated record